GCUGAUUCCAGUGCGGCUAAAUCGGAUAGCUCUCCCCAAGAUGCCAGAUCACGUUCGAUACAGAAGAACGGCUUUGACAAGGAUGCAACAGGACCUGGAGGUGAGAAUGAAGAUGUGAUGAUAAACGGUGAACUGAUUCCACCGCAAGUGCUCGCAGAAAUAUUUUCACGAAUCGAUAAUAUCGUAGUGCUUGGAUACGUGUGUCGACGUUGGAAUGAUGUUCUGUCGGCACCAGGGUUUUGGAUCGAUUGUAUGACACACCGUUCAAUGGAGCUUCCACCCGUCUCGCUCCGUUCCGCCAAAGCGUUGAACAUGAAGAAGGUGUGCCUUAAAGAGCCAUUCGAACGCAAUCUUAUUGAGAAUCCGAGCGGUGAGAAGAAACUGAAUGGAUGGAGCGUCACUGAGAAUGGUGGAGAUGGUGUUCAAAUCGAAACCCCACCAAUAAGUUGUACAGCGAAUCUGGAUGAAGAUAUUCCAAUUGCAUUCGCAACCAGUUUCGCUUGGUGUACAAUGCACUGCAUCAUAGAUCUAUGGAAGGCUGGCGUUGAGGUGAGCUCACUCUUAAUAAUAGUAUCAGUCCAUAUUGAUUCCCUCGUUGUUGUUAAUAAGUAUUGUUACUUGAUCCGUACUCACUACAUUGCAGUGCUAACGAUUCAACGAACGAAGUAUUAUCGUACAUCUGUUUCAGCAAUCGUUUUUGGAUGA
Messenger RNA from Anisakis simplex (herring worm), 705 nucleotides. Lineage: Eukaryota; Metazoa; Nematoda; Chromadorea; Rhabditida; Anisakidae. The record is from the annotation of a GenBank genome assembly.